This is a messenger RNA of Acanthocheilonema viteae, 1065 nucleotides long. NCBI's taxonomy places the organism in Eukaryota, Metazoa, Nematoda, Chromadorea, Rhabditida, Onchocercidae. The record is from the annotation of a GenBank genome assembly.
AUGGAAGUGAAAUCUCCCGAAGUGUCCGAUAAUUCUCACCAAAAGCUACGCGAUCUUAGAGCACAACUAAGUUUUCUGCCUAGAACUGAUGGUUCCUGUGCUCUUGAACAAGGUACCACUGUAAUAUGGUGCGGAAUCAAUGGUCCUGGUAACGCUUCUUCUUCGAAACGACUCAGCGAACAACUUGUUAUUGAUAUUCUUUACAAGCAUCCCCACGGACAAAAAGAUUCUACCAAGAUCAAUCGGUUAUUAGGUGCUGCAUUGAAACACACCAUUGACCAUGUUCACUAUCCUCGUGUUGUUCUCAGUGUUACUCUACAGUUAUUGCAGAAAGGUGGCAGUGAGGCAGCUGCAGCUCUAAAUGCCGCUUGUUUGGCAGCUCUCGACUUAGGCAUCAUUAUGAAUGGAAUGUUUUGUGGAGUUACUGUGGCAGUUUCUCAAGGAAAGCUCAUUCUGGACCCAGAAUAUACACAGUGCUCUUCUGCUGAUACAUUCUAUACAUUUGCAUUUUAUUCGAGUGGAAAAGAAUCGACGGAAAUGGUGGCUUGCGAUACAGAUGGAACAUUCGAAUACAAUACAUUUGAAGCUGCAAGAACAUUAGCUAAACAAGCGUCUGCUGAUAUUUUCAUAUUUUAUCGAGAGAUUUUGCAAAGGAAACUUAGCGUUGAUAUUUGGAAAGUAACAUUUUCGAGCGGGGAACCGAAUGAUGAGAUGGGGAGUAGUGCAGAACGAGCCGUGAAUCGUAAGGCCGAUCUAAAAGUGAAGAGAGUUGUAUCGCGAAGUAUGGAAUCAAAUGAAGAAGCUGUUAGUGAUUGGAAUCAAUCGAAAAAGGAUAAACUUCGUAGGCAUAAAUCAGAGCAAAAUCUCGUCAGUAAUAAAGAACAUAAGUAUUUGGAUGGAAAGUUGAACAAGAAAUAUAUGCUAAAUAGUAGUAAACAACUACAAAUUCGAACGAAGACAAAACGAAACCGAGCAGAUCCGGAAGAUGAUACACUAUAUGAAGUACCUCUUAAAAUGCCAGAAUUCGAUUUGAUGACACCUCGACCAGAAGAUAGUGUCGCGUGA